This is a messenger RNA of Juglans regia (Persian walnut), 3190 nucleotides long. RefSeq lists its product as uncharacterized. NCBI's taxonomy places the organism in Eukaryota, Viridiplantae, Streptophyta, Magnoliopsida, Fagales, Juglandaceae. The transcript has 4 exons. Bases 739 to 2973 code for a protein of 744 amino acids. The record is from RefSeq and is a predicted model, not a curated record.
UGUCUUUAAUUUUUUUUUUCUUCUCGCUAACUUGCAAGAAGCAGACAUUAAUGAUUCUCCCCCGCAUCUUUUUCUGUUUCCUACAAAUUUUCAGCACCAUCCCCAUAUCCAGUACAAACACUUUUACUCGAGACUUCUGCCCCUUAUUUUGUUCCGGGAAAGUGCCUUUUACCCUUCUGGAUUUUUUCAAUCUUUUGGCUCUCUAGCCUACACUACAAAACCCUGCCAAAACAAAGAAAUUUCGGAUACGUUUGUGGAUUAAAACUGUAGAGAUUUAGCACUGCCAAGUGCCAAUUCUUGGAACCCAGUUUUUUACUUUUCUGGGCUGGGUCAUAUGAUUAAGGUAUUGUUUUGAUAACUCUACCAGGUUGGUGUCUUUUUUUCUUUUUGUUUGUUCUUUAUUUUUUGGUACCGGAAGCUCAGACCUUACAAAUCUGCAUCUCAAAACGGUGCGAGAUCUUUUCAGAUUUGGUGUUCUACGAUAAAUCCCAUUUUUCGUAACGGAACUUCAUGUGGGUCUAAAGUAUAAUCCCGGUUUGCCUUCUCUGCAAGACAUCAAAGUCCAUACAUUUGAUACCUUUUCCCGAAAUGGGGAUUGAGGAAAACGUGUUGUGAGAAAAUAUUGAAGAUGUCAAGAUUAUAAAAGUUUCUGCAAGAUAUUCGUGUUCACAUCUAAAGUCUUCGAGAUUUCUACAUCUGGGCUUUCAGUGUAAUGCAAACUGAAGGCCCCAAACAAACAUGGCCAAUCUUGUUCCUGGUGUCCUCCUCAAGCUUCUGCAGCACAUGAACACAGACAUAAAGGUUGCUGGAGAGCACAGGUCAUCACUUUUGCAAGUUGUGAGCAUUGUUCCAGCGCUUGCCGGCGGUGAGUUAUUCUCAAACCAAGGCUUCUAUCUCAAGGUCUCUGAUUCCUCUCAUGCCACCUAUGUAUCUCUCCCUGAUGAACAUGAUGAUCUGAUUCUUAGUGAUAAGAUCCAAUUGGGUCAGUUUAUUCAUAUUGAGCGCCUCGAAGCAGCCUCACCGGUCCCGAUUCUGCGUGGGGUUAGGCCCGUCCCAGGGCGCCACCCCUGUGUGGGAAGCCCUGAAGAUAUUGUUGCUACACACUCAUUGGGAUUUCUGAAUAAUAAUUCUUCUUCAGGCUUGAAAUCUGGGGAAAAAGUGAAAUCACCUAAGAAAGUCUCAGGGAAUAAUCAUGUUUGGGAAAAGGAAAAAGUUAAAGAGGAACAGCAAUUGGAUAAGAAAAUGAGAUCUUUUACGAGAUCGAACUCACAACCGUCGAAACCGGCUUUGAGUUUGGAUGUAAAGAAGGAGUCUUUGGGGAGACUGAAAUCGUUAAAUUCACGGUCUAUUCCUUCUUCUCCGACGAGCUGUUAUUCGUUGCCGACUUCUUUUGAGAAGUUUGCUAAUGGGGUCAAGCAGCAGGCAGAAAUUAAGGGGGGAAGGAAGGCGGCAGCCAAGUUGGGAGUGUUAGAGAAGGUGAAUGCCGUUUGCACUAGUCCCCUUCCCUCAGGGAAGAAGAUAGCCAUGGGAAAUCCAAUUAAAAGUUUUGUUCAAGGGAUUGAGCUGGGGGCCAAGGCUCUGAGGAAGAGCUGGGAAGGCAAUUUGGAGGUGAAGAGUAGAGAGAGUUCAAAAUUAAGGGCCACCAAACAUGAUCUGACGCCUGAAGUACGGAGUUCUACUCCUAGAGUAAGUACGUCAUCAAGGAUAACUACAUCAUCAAGAUUAAGCACAUCAAGUGACAGGUUGCCAUCCAAAGAGGAGAACGUGGUCCAAUCAUUUAAGGGUGAAGUUAAGGUUCAAUUGUCUGCAAAGAAAGUUUCUGCAUAUGGAACUUGGGGCGAUGAAGAAAAGCCAAGUAAGCAAACAACUUCUGCUGGAAAGAAAUCAUCCAGAGAAGUUUCUAGUAAUGGACUUCCUGGAAACUUGGUUAAGGUUUCCCUAAAUAGUAGAAGAUUGACAGAUGGAAAUGUGUCAUGGACUUCACUCCCUUCAUCUCUUGCAAAGCUUGGAAAGGAAGUUAUGAAGCACAGAGAUGCUGCACAGCUGGCAGCAAUAGAAGCUAUUCAAGAGGCUUCUGCUGCAGAGACCUUACUUAAAUGUCUAAGCAUGUAUUCUGAGUUAAGCACCUCUUCGAAGGAAGAUAACCCUCAGCCAGCAGUUGAACAGUUCUUGACUCUUCGUGCAAGCUUGAAUAAUGCUCGCAUGGUGGCUGAUUCUCUAUCAAAAUUUAUUCCAAGCGGUACCUCCCCAGAUCAUUCAGAAAGCCUAUCAGAAGAAGCAUUAAAGGCCAUGCAUGACAGGCGAAAACAUGCAGCUUUAUGGGUCCAAGCUGCAUUGGCAACUAAUCUGUCCCAUUUUUCUGUUUUCAGUAAAGGACCUUCCUUGAAUCAAGUUCCAGCUCCAACUCCCACUCAAAGUCAGAAGACCCUUCCAGUAAACCAACCAAUAUUAGUCCUAGAAAACUCUACCAAGAAUGCCUCAGCAAAAAUUCAAGGUAAAACCCGCCAAAUGGUAGGUUCUAAGCUUUCACAAGGAACUCCUCGUCGGCUAGGGGAUGUGUCAUCCAUCAGUCAGAAGCCGCAGGCCCAACCCCCGCCAGAGUGGAUUAGAGGAAAUGGGCUUGAUGAGGCAGUUGACUUGGCUGAAAUGUUGCAACUGCAGUCCCAGGAUUGGUUUUUGGAAUUCGUGGAGAAGUUCUUGGAUGCUGAUGUGGACGCCUCAGCCUUGUCGGAUAAUGGUCAAAUAGCAGGGAUGCUGACUCAGCUCAAGAGUGUGAAUGACUGGCUGGACGGAAUUGGAUCGAGCAAGGAUGAAGGAGAAGCACUGCAUAUUUCAGCAGAGACGACUGACAGGUUAAGGAAGAAGAUAUACGAGUAUCUCCUUACACAUGUAGAAUCAGCUGCUGCUGCACUUGGUGGUGGCUCACAAUUGUCACCUCAGUUCCAAACAACAGAAACAAAAGCUAGAAGGUGACUUAAUUUGUAAUUUUGUAUAUUGCACACAAAAAUGUGGUGUUUGCAAUUCACUGUGGUUCUACCCCACUGCACUUGUGCACAUUAAUUGCCAAUAGGCCCCACUAGUUCAGUAUAUUUAUUCGUGUAUAUAUCCUACUUGGGUUUGGGGUAUAGGAGGAGUAAUUAUAUCUUGACAGGAAAAGCAUUUGAUGAGAAGAGCAUGGAUUUUUGUAUCA